Parasteatoda tepidariorum (common house spider) is the source of this 4482-nucleotide messenger RNA. Its product is annotated as TBC1 domain family member 25. The record is from RefSeq and is a predicted model, not a curated record. Gene Ontology annotation, cellular component: autophagosome. Lineage: Eukaryota; Metazoa; Arthropoda; Arachnida; Araneae; Theridiidae. Gene Ontology annotation, molecular function: GTPase activator activity. Gene Ontology annotation, biological process: activation of GTPase activity; regulation of autophagosome maturation.
UGCGUGCGAUGGGCAACGAAAAUAUCGGUCUUUUCGCCUUGUGCUGCACAAUUCAAAAUGAGCUUGAAACUUUGAAGUCUUAUAAUAUGUCUCCAAUUAUAUGCUUCUUUAUGUUCUGUGUUGACCAACGUUGAAAAUUUGUUUAUUGUUUACAUAUGCUUUUUACGAAGUCGACAAGGAUUGGUAAAAAAUGUCUGAUAUUUUGGAUCUUCACUUAAGGCAUUUUGUAAAGGUUAAAGCCAAGAGAAUAAAAUCUCAAUUUGUGCAGGACGGAACUAACUGUGAACAACUGACCCUUGAUACACAAACUAUCACUUACACUAGUUUGGGAAAUUUAUUAUCUCGAAUCUUCAACAUUAAAGGGGAGUUCACGGUCAGUUUCAAAAAGGACAAGGUAUACAUUCCUCUGACAUCUGACUGGGAUUUGGAUGGAGCAAUUUCUGAAGCCUCAAAGCCUUAUUUAUCUUUAGCAAUAGAACUGCAACCCAUAGAUAAAAAUUUAGAGGAGUGGGACAUCAUUUGUCCGGCAGAUAUUCCAGCAAUGGGACAGGAUGCGAACCGGUGUUGCGAGGAUAGGAAGAGUCUUGCAGGAUCCAUUCUUAGUCAGAUGGAAACUGCCUUCAACCGAGUCCAACGAGCUUUCAGUGUCGAUUCGUCUAUCGAAUCGUUAGGAAGGCCUCCAAUGGAUGAAAGGGAAUUUAGAAGUUUCCUAGACAGUGAAGGAAGGGUAGUCAACCAUCGAGAUCUUCACAUGGCUGUAUAUAGAGGAGGACUAGAAUCAUCAUUAAGACCUGAAGUUUGGCCACACUUGUUGAAUGUGUAUCCUCAUGGUCUCACAACAGAAGAGAGAAAUGUAUACAUGAAUUCAAAAUGUGAGCAAUACUACAACUUGAGAUUUCGCUGGCAGCAUCUUAUGCAAGCUGGAACUAUUCCAGAAGUUCUACAAGACAUUACAACCAUGGUACGAAAAGAUGUUAGAAGGACUGACAGAAAUGAAAAAUUUUACUCUGGAUCUGAUGACAACGACAAUGUCAAAGCACUUUUUAACAUUCUUACAACAUAUGCCGUUAACCACCCUAAUGUUUCUUAUUGCCAAGGCAUGAGUGAUUUGCUCUCCCCAAUAUUAUACAUCAUGCAAAAGGAAUCGGUUGCUUAUGUCUGCUUCUGUGCCCUUAUGAAGAGAACGCAUACAAACUUCAGGUUGGAUGGCCGAUCCAUGAAAAUUAAAUUUCGCCACCUGCAAAAGAUGCUUAGGUUUUAUGACCAAGAACUGUAUUUGUUUCUAAAAGACCAAGAGGCUCUGGAUCUCCUGUUCUGCUAUCGCUGGCUGCUCUUAGAAUUAAAACGUGAAUUUCCAUACAAUGAUAUGUUGAACAUGAUGGAAAUCGUUUGGGCUUCCUUACCACCAAGACCGCCUCAUAAUGAACUGGAUAUAUAUGAUGUUAAAUUUCCAACAGCUGCCAUUUGUAGCACUAUACAAGAUAAAAUGAAUUGCGAAGAAUAUGUAAAGUUAGACGAAGAUUACUUCGCGUUAUCUAAGAACUCUUACUCACAAUCCUUUUUUAGCAACACUAUUGAUAAAAAAGUAAAAAAAUGGGAACGCCGCGUCAGGCGGGAAUCCAUGGCCAGAAGCAAAGAAAGCGAUGGUUCGAGUGAAGAGGAAAUUCGGAUACCCGUGCACUACAGAAAAAGAAAGUAUCGCUCCUACAUCGUCGGUAAACUUAACAGAGUAAACUUAACAGAUGUGAAGAAUUCAGAGUUUUCUAUCAAAUCUUGCAAAAUUCCGGCCCGGAAAAACUCUAUUAUUCCAGGAAUCUGCCAAAGCUGGACUUGUGGCGAAUUUGAGGAAAACAGAGAAGUGACCGAAGCUCUGUGUGAUGCCAGGGAAUUUUUAAGGGUCCAGUGGUGCUACUCGAAUACCAUUAAUGAAAUACAAUUGAAUAACUGGUUGAACGGAAAGAAUUUUGAAAUUACACAGUGUGCCAUUAACAACAAAGGUACUGAUACUAUCAUAAACGAUGCUAAGACGCGUCAGAGACACGGCAGCAAUGAUUCCAAUUAUGGCACUAUUUCUGACGACUUGUCCGAUACUGAAGAUAUCUCAGAAAAGGGUUCACCACCCCUUCCACGUAGGACUCCAAGCGAUGGAUACCAAUCUGAUGAAGAAUGCAAGGAAAUCAUUCUAGCUGAUGACGAAGAUGAUGAGUAUGAUGAUUAUGAGGAUUACUCUGAUGAAGAUGAUGACAACGAUUUCUUGGACUCGAUGGCUGGAAAGCAAUACUUGGAGGUACAGACGUACUUUGACCGAAAAAGAGAUAUGUUACCACCUCCUCAUGAAUUGGGAGAUGGCAACCCAUAUUUGCUGUUUCUUUGUCUCUCCAUGAUACAGUCCCAUAGAGAAGAGAUUUUAAAGAAAAAUUUUGAUUUUAAUGAACUGGGUAUAUAUUUCGACAAGCUUGUUAGGAAGCACAGAUUAUCGAAAGUAGUCAGCAAAUCACAGAAAAUGUUCAGAGAUUAUUUAAGUAUGGGUUGGGAUGUUGAAGACAAGGGUGUUCGCAGUUGUGAACCUGAUAAAAAACCUGUUGUACCCUGAUGAUAUUGAGUAUUUGAUUCUGCUUGACCUUAACCUUUUUUUUUGGAACAUGUUUUGCCAAAGUACGAUCUAGAAAUAGUUCUGAGGUUUGAAAAUGAAAAAGAUUUCAAAAAAAUUUAGUUUUGUAACUUUGAAAAACAAAAGUGAUUAAGUUUCCGUUAAAAACUCUUCUUUAAUAAUUAUAAUAUGCCUGUGUGAAUGAUUUAGUCGAAUUUUACUAUCAAGUAAUGAUUCUGUAUUUUCAGCUAUAUGUGCAGCAAAAAUCAUUAAUCUCAUUUUUGUCGGGAGGAUUUUUAUCUACUAUAUUAUCGUCAAGUUCUGAAUACAUUGUGAUAAAUUCUGUAUAAUUUGUACAUAUGUGAUUUUUAACUAUACAUUCCAGAUUGUGUUAAACUGUUGACACAUGAAUCCAUGUUUUUCUUUUAAUUUUUGAGUGAUAAAAUACAAAUGUGAUAAUGUCCAUGAAUUGCUAGUAAAAUAAAUCAAUUUCAUGUUGUUGAAUCUUUUCACUGAAUUACCAUUAAGAAGCGUGAUAGGAAACAACUUACAUUUUAAAGACUGUGUUUUUAAUUUCUGUUGUGAAUGUUUUUAUUAAUUGUUUUAAGUAACUUAUAAGUGUGUAAGUGUGCUGGAAUUAUAAGAAUGGAGUAUAUUAAGUGCGCUUGUUUCUGAUGUAAGUCCUGAGAAUGAAAUAAACUCUCAAUAUCUCACAGCCUAUUAAAUUUCAAAAUAAAAUAAUUUUCCUUUCUUAACAUUUUAAAAUAAAUAUACAUUUAAAAUUAUAAUCUAGAAUAAAUAAAAAUAAUACUUUCUUUUAAUAUUUAACCAAUAUUUAAGCAUAAAGCGAAGAGCACAUGCAAUCACUAAAUUUCAUGACUUGAUAACUAUUUAUUUAUAAAUAUUAAUUGUCGUGAAAAAAAUUUCAACAGUAUUCUGUAAACUUUUUUUUUUGAAAAUUACAUUUGUAAAUUCACUUUUUCAAAAAAAACUUCAAAAUUUCUUAAGUAGAAUUCAAUAAUGUUUAAAUUUUAUUUUCCUUUGUAAUCUUCUUUAGAAUCUUCUUUUAAAUUUUAUGCCUAUGUGUGUUUUUCACACAAAUAUUUACGAUGUUGAAAGGAAAGCAAAAUGCGUAUUAGCUUGGUAAAAUUCUUUCAUUUUUUUUGUUAGGAAAAUUCUACAGCAUCAUGAAAAUCACGAAAAUUGAGAACUAAUUCUUAAAACAGUGGAGGAAAAUCCUCCACCCCACCCCUUGAUUAAAAUAAAACUAAUGAUUUGGUUUAUGAAGUCAAAUUUAAAUUUUUAUUUUGAAAUCAUCACAACAUGACAAAUGACUUAGUAUCAAAAAUUACUAUUCCAAAUAAAUUUCAAAUGUUGAUUUUGAUUUGCAUUUAUUUAUUAAAUAAAUUUGCUUAACAUGUACUUUUAGCAAGCUUUUAAAGCUUGUUUAAAACACAAUGUUAAGUUCAAUUAAAUGAAACCAAUUUUUCUUAAAACUUUUAUCAGUGAAAUGUGGUAUGAGUUUUCAAGCAAUUAAGUCAGUAUAAUUUAAAGUAAAAAAUUUUUCGAACUUGGUAAUGUGCUAUAUGGUGCACACAAAAAGACUUUUACGCCAACAGACAAGUUUUUAAUCACCACUAAUUGAUUAACGUGAGAGUUUAUUGCAUUUUCUAAUUAGUAUGUUCAAAUCAUUGUAAAAAAUCACAUGUAUGACUGGAUUAUCAUUUUUUUCAUAAUCAUCUCAUUUAUUACUAGCAAAUUUGUACAGUUUUUAUUGAACUUUAUGAAGCAUUUCCCUAAGCAAAGUUUUUUAUGAAAUUGCUUUGAAGCUGUUAGAGUUGUGUGAAAAUUUUACAAUCAUUAAAAUAAAAAAAAAUUUCUUUAUUGUAUCA